Messenger RNA from Triticum turgidum subsp. durum (durum wheat), 2010 nucleotides. NCBI's taxonomy places the organism in Eukaryota, Viridiplantae, Streptophyta, Magnoliopsida, Poales, Poaceae. The record is from the annotation of a GenBank genome assembly.
AUGGUGGUGAACAACAAGGUUGAGACCCUGGCGUUCGACCUGGAGGCGGGGCACGGGCCCGGGGCGAAGGCGGUGGCGGAUUCGGGGGCGCGUCAGCAGCAGCAGCGGCAGGCGGCGCCGGCGGGGAUGGUGCAGGUGGAGCUGCACAAGGUGUCGGCGCCGGAGCAGCGGACGACGGCGCGGGCGCUGGGGCAGCGGCUGGCGGAGAUCUUCUUCCCCGACGACCCCCUGCACCAGUUCAAGAACCAGUCGCUCGCCCGGAAGCUGGUGCUCGCGCUGCAGUACUUCUUCCCCAUCUUCCACUGGGGCUCCAACUACAGCCUCCGCCUCCUCCGCUCCGACGCCGUCGCCGGCCUCACCAUUGCCAGCCUCGCCAUCCCACAGGGCAUCAGCUACGCCAAGCUCGCCAACCUGCCGCCCAUCAUCGGCCUAUAUUCGAGCUUCGUGCCGCCGUUGAUCUACGCGCUGCUGGGGAGCUCGCGGGACCUGGCGGUGGGGCCUGUAUCCAUCGCGUCGCUGGUGAUGGGGUCCAUGCUCCGGGAGGCGGUGGCGCCGGAGCAGCAGCCCAUCCUGUACCUGCAGCUGGCCUUCACCGCCACCUUCUUCGCCGGCGUCUUCCAGGCCUCGCUGGGCUUCCUCCGCCUCGGGUUCAUCGUCGACUUCCUCUCCAAGGCCACGCUCACCGGGUUCAUGGGCGGCGCCGCCGUCAUCGUGUCCCUGCAGCAGCUCAAGGGCCUCCUCGGCAUCGUCCACUUCACCACCCACAUGGGCUUCGUCGACGUCAUGGCCUCCGUCGUCCGCCGCCACAGCGAGUGGCAGUGGCAGACCAUCGUCAUGGGCGUCGCCUUCCUCGCCAUCCUCCUCGGCACACGCCAAAUCAGCGCUCGGAAUCCACGGCUUUUCUGGGUGUCGGCGGCGGCUCCCCUGACGUCGGUGAUUGCCUCCACCGUCAUCUCCUACCUCUGCAGAGGCCACGGCAUCAGCAUCAUCGGCGACCUCCCGAGGGGAGUGAACCCUCCAUCCAUGAACAUGCUCGUCUUCAGCGGCUCCUACGUCGCCCUGGCCGUCAAGACCGGGAUCAUGACCGGCAUCCUGUCCCUCACCGAGGGGAUCGCGGUGGGCCGGACGUUCGCGUCGAUCAACAACUACAACGUGGACGGGAACAAGGAGAUGAUGGCGAUCGGGGUGAUGAACAUGGCGGGGUCCUGCGCCUCCUGCUACGUCACCACGGGCUCCUUCUCCCGCUCCGCCGUCAACUACAGCGCCGGGUGCCGGACGGCGGUGUCGAACAUCGUCAUGGCCUCCGCCGUCCUGGUGACGCUGCUCUUCCUGAUGCCGCUGUUCCACUACACCCCGAACGUGAUCCUGUCGGCCAUCAUCAUCACCGCCGUGGCCGGGCUGAUCGACGUCCGCGGCGCCGCCAAGCUGUGGAAGGUGGACAAGCUGGACUUCUGCGCGUGCGUGUCCGCCUUCCUCGGCGUGCUCCUCGUGUCCGUCCAGGUCGGGCUGUCGAUCGCCGUGGGCAUCUCGCUGUUCAAGAUCCUGCUGCAGGUGACCCGGCCCAACACCGUCGUCAUGGGGCUGGUCCCCGGCACGCAGAGCUACCGCAGCAUGGCGCAGUACCGCGAGGCCGUGCGCGUGCCGCCGUUCCUCGUCGUCGGCGUCGAGUCGGCCAUCUACUUCGCCAACUCCACCUACCUGGUGGAGCGGAUCAUGCGGUACCUCCGAGAGGAGGAGGAGCGCGCCGCCAAGGCCAACCUCUGCGGCGUCCGCUGCAUCGUCCUCGACAUGAGCGCGGUGACGGCGAUCGACACGAGCGGGCUGGACGCGCUGGCGGAGAUGAAGCGGGUGCUGGACAAGCGGGGCAUCGACCUGGUGCUGGCGAACCCGGUGGGGUCGGUGACGGAGAGGAUGUACAACUCGGUGGUGGGGGACACGUUCGGGUCGGACCGCAUCUUCUUCAGCGUCGCCGAGGCCGUCGCGGCGGCGCCGUACAAGGCGCAGCCCUGA